AUGGUGAGAAACUUUGAGGUACCUUUCUACACACCUAUCUCCUGCUCUGAUCGCAGUACCAAAAUUUGCCAGCUGGAAAAUGGAGUUCUGGCGUUAUUGGUGUCUGAUCCUACUGAUACCUUGGCUUCCUGCAGUCUAACCGUUGCUACAGGGUCGCACAAUGACCCAUCAGAAAUACCAGGUCUGGCGCAUCUGUGCGAACACGUUUUGGUCGCCUCAGGCUCCAAGAAGUAUCCCAGUGGUAACCACUACCAUGAGUUAAUUGCACACAACGGGGGCUCCCACAACGCCUUCACCACUGGCGAAAAUACGACUUUCUAUUUCGAGUUGCCAGCAAUCAAUGAUCGCGAUGAAUUGGUUUUCGAAAAAACUCUUGACGCCUUUGCCUCAUCCUUCAACUGCCCGAUUUUCACCGACACAGUCAUCAAUCGUGAAAUCUAUGCCAUUGAAAGCGAGCAUAAUGUGAAUAAGGCCUCCGUCAACAAACAAAUGUAUCACGCAAUUCGUCUUUUAGCCAAUACCAGGCAUCCAUUCAGCAGAUUUUGUACCGGGAACUUUGAAACACUCACAAGUUUGCCGCUUUUGCACAAAAAGUCGGUGAAAAACUCGCUGGCCGCGUAUUUCAAAGCGUUUUAUCGACCCUCGAAUAUGACCAUCUGCAUCAGAAGCUCUCAUUCUCUAAAUGCCCUAACCAAGCUGUUAGUAACACAUUUCGGCAGUGAUGUGGUGGGAGAAGGUCCUGGGUCCGCACUAUCGCGACCUUCAUUACGACCUUCUACCUCUUCUAGAUCCAAAAUCUCCGAGAACAAGUGUCCAGUGUCCAACUUCAAGCUUGCCAAAAAGGAGUGGGGCCCGAAAUACGCAGACUUGAACGCCUUUACCUCGCACACAAAUGUUAUUGUUAUAAACUCGACAAGGUCAUCAAUCAUGAGGCUUGUUUUUCCCCUCUGUCACAAGUCCACCAGGCUUUCUGCAGCAGCAAUGAUGAACUUAAGCCGUGCCUGGUGCAAUAUAUUUGGCGAGGAAAGUGUGGGAUCUUUGGCAGAUCGUCUCAGGACUCAGAAUUUCAUAACAUCAAUGACCUCAUCUGUGUCCGAGUUCGCAACUGGCGAGGAUGGUCUAAUUCUUGAACUUGGGCUCACACAGUUGGGCUGGAGAAACGUGGCAGCGGUACUGAAGAUUUUAUUCGAUGAAUACAUUCCUCUAUUUAUCCACGAUCGAACAGAAAGUCUAGCCAAGUAUCUUAGCGACAUUAAUGCCAUUGACCUUUUGAAGUUCUUAUAUCAAGACACAGAAAUAUCUCCCAUGGAGCUGUGUGCUGAAUACAGUACUCGCAUGCUCUUGAAUAUGGAGGCCCUCAAGCCAGAAUGCCUUCUCAUGGGUUCGCCCAUUCUUGAUUGCAACCGGCCAGAAUCACCAAUAGAGGAGUUUGCAGGAUCUGCAGAAAGUAAAACGUGGUGGAUCGGCCAAGCAAUCAUGUUCCAAAACUUUAUCAGUGAAUUUGUUAAUCGCCAAAAUUUGAGACUUGCACUGCUGGGGGAUUAUUCAACCUCAAGUUUUGUGAAUUUGAUGUCAUCAUUUGGCCAAACCGACCCCUACUUUGAGUUUGAGUAUUACAAAGCUUCAAUUGACAUGUUUGAUGUCCCCAAUUUUGACGCGCCUCUGAGGACGUAUGAUUAUGACAUGCCUCGAUAUGGCAAAUUCUUGCCGUCCGCAGGAAGGAGUUUGAAUUUGAUAAAAACCGCGCUAGAAGCGUCAUCCACUCGCGCCCAAGAUGCCUCUUUGUCACUUGUGGCUCAACGGGGGCUAAUCCAGACCGCUCCACGGCUAGUAAGAAAGAGUUCAACUUGUGAAAUGUGGGUGAAAGAGGAGGAUCUUGACUUAUCAUUCAGGUCCAAGACUAUGACAAGUUUCGAAAUUAUCAGCAAAGCAAUUCCGGGCUCCCCUUCUAACACAAUGCAUCUUGAGAUUCUGGGCCAACUAAUGGCAGCUUCUCUCUCCGCCGAGCUUUAUCCAGCCGAGAAGAUAGGCUACACUUACGAAGUUUUUUCUUCGACCAAAGGCGAUGUGAGACUGGGUUUUACUGUCACAGGGUUUCCCGAAGGUGUUUUGACGCUGAUAAUAAUGAUUAUUGGCCGACUUACAACUAUGACAAAGUUAGAAGCUGUAUCACGAACAAUGUUUCGUCAGGCAAGGGUUGCGGUCCGGACGCGAUACGAAGAUGCUAGUUCUGAAAACUGUGCAGCCUUAGCCACGCUUGGGCUGCUAAUAAUGUUAGAAGAAUGCAUGUGGUCGGUUGAAGACCGUGUUGAAGCGCUUGAGGAAAUUGACAUCGAUUCCUUUCGUGCAUUUUGCAACAGGUUUCUAUCUCAACCAAUUUACUUGAAUUUAUUCAUCCAAGGCGAUCUCGUCUCGGCUGACUCAAUAUACGAUUUUUUGGCAUCUGAACUAACAACUCAAUCUCAAAAUGGGUCUGAAUGUUUUGUUAAGGAGCCUGUGGCACGGCCGCUCGUCCCGGGAACAAACUAUUUCAUUCGACAUGAGGGAUCGUCACAAGACCCAAACAAUAGCAUCGUUUAUUUUAUCCAGACAGGAGAUCGUGAGGACACACGCAUCUUCACUCUCACAAGUCUCACCGAGUAUAUUUUCUCGGUCACCCUGGUUCCAGACUUGCGGAUUAAGAAACAAAUCGGGUAUGCAAUUUUUGGAGGGCUCAGACUUCUUUCCACGACCGUUGGCAUCCAUAUUACAUGUAUGUCCGUUUCUCCGUCAAAAUACCUGGAGGUCCAGAUUAACGAGUAUCUUUCCUAUAUGGAGCUUCAGUUGCUGGGGACGAUGACAGAAGACGAUUUUCGUAAGUUGUAUGUGAACAAAUUUGAGAUGAUGUGCAAACGGAACACGGGCAAUGAAUUGCAAACCACGGCAGGACCAGCCGACGUGAUGGGCCAAAUCGAGGCCAAUGUUCGGAGCGGAAAUGUUUCGGAGCAAGGUUAUUGCAUGCGAAUGCACAAACGCAUCAGACAGCAAAUCUCAGCUCGCCGAUACAAUUUCGACGUGGAUUCAGAGCCCAUAGAUGCGAACAUGCUGAAAACUCUCACUUUGAAGCAGUAUAUGAGCUUUUUUCGCGAAAAGAUAUCCAUUUAUUCACAUAGAAGGAGCAAACUCUCGAUCAUGGUUGAGAGUCCAAUGAGCGUCGAAAAAAUCUCGCAAAAACGCUUGUUUCUGCAAAUCGAGACAUACCUGAAGGUCAAAGGACUACGAAUUUCAAAACCGGAGCUCGAAAAGAUCGUUCAAGCAUCGCAUGGAAAUCAGCAACGCUUACUCAAGGAUCUUCUAAAACACUUUAUAUCCAACGGUGAGACAUUGAAAGUUUGCAGUCUUGCUCUCAAAGAAGUGUUCAAGACCUUGCUGUCCUCCGUGAAACCCAACACUGGCGCAAGUGAGUCAAGUUCCCUGCAUGAAAUGAAUAGAAAAGUCUCAACUGCUAUCCCGCCAGUUCAAAUCACCGAUUUGAAUACAUUUCGCAGAUCAACUGUGACGCAUACCAGAUAG
Messenger RNA from Lachancea sp. 'fantastica', 3552 nucleotides. NCBI's taxonomy places the organism in Eukaryota, Fungi, Ascomycota, Saccharomycetes, Saccharomycetales, Saccharomycetaceae. The record is from the annotation of a GenBank genome assembly.